This is a messenger RNA of Helicoverpa armigera (cotton bollworm), 2439 nucleotides long. Its product is annotated as golgin subfamily A member 2. The coding region runs from base 183 to 2300 and encodes 705 amino acids. Gene Ontology annotation, biological process: Golgi organization. The record is from RefSeq and is a predicted model, not a curated record. Gene Ontology annotation, cellular component: Golgi apparatus; cis-Golgi network; Golgi cis cisterna. Lineage: Eukaryota; Metazoa; Arthropoda; Insecta; Lepidoptera; Noctuidae. The transcript is spliced from 4 exons.
AGUAUGACACAUGUAUGACACUGACACAAUUUGCGAAAGAAAAUGUUUAUGUGGCCAGGUGAAGCUAGUGACAAAACAUACAUUGUUCGUAAUAGUGAAAUAAUUAUUAAAUUUAUCUACUAGUGCAAUAAGUUUCUGUUUCAUUAAAAGUAUCUAGGUUAAUAUCGGUGUCGUAAAAACUUAUGAUGGAAGAUCGAGCAGCUAAGCUAGCGUUAGCACGGAAAAAGCUGAAAGACCAUCAAGAAAAGAAAUUGUUUUCUGGACAAAAAGAUGAUACAAUUUCUAGAAAAGGAGAUAUGUUAAAUAUUGAAAGUUCUGAAUUUAAACCUGAUGAGGGAUUAGCUACUCAAAGCAUACAAGACACACUGGACAACAAUAGUUCCAACAUUACUGAUAAAAAUAAAACUAAUCAUUUAGUAUCACAAAAUAUAAAUACUGGCAAAAAUGCCAUCUUUCCAGAUGACAAUUCAACAGCUCCCACAGAUAAUGUUGAUGUAACAGAGUUCUUUAUUUCAAACAAAAGAAAUUUAGAGUUACAAGUACAACAAUUGCAAACAAAAUUGGACCAACUUGAGCAGAAGCAUGCUUUAAUAAUUGAUGAUUACAAAAUAUGCAACCAAAAACUCAAUGAGCUAGAAAUUGAAAAUAAAAAUCUAAAUGGCAAAUAUUUGAAUGCUAUGCAAAAAAUUAUGAUACAAGAUGAUAAACUCAAUGAACUUAAUUCAGUAAAGCUAACUUUAUCUGAAGAAAAUAAUAAUUUAUCUGAACAAAUAGAAUUUACCAAAACGGUUUUAAAUGCUAAAGAAGCAGAAAGUGAUUCCCUUCAUAAUCAACUUUAUAAUCUACAGAACCAAUAUGAUGUUGUACACCUGCAGCUACAACAGUUGACAAAUGGCUCAACUGCUAAUACCCCAAGUGGAAAAACCAAUAACAGUGAGAAAGUAGAUGCCCUUAUACAAAAAAAUGCCAAUUUAGAGCAACAGUUGGGUUUAUUGCAAAAAGAACGAGAUCAGAUUAACCAACAUUAUGAACAAUAUGUUUCUGAACUGAAUGAGCAAUUAAGGUGUGUAAUUAAAAAAAAUGAGGAGCUUACAAGAGAAGUUGAAAGUUUAUCUAAUAGAGAAAACAGUUUAAUUGAACAGAUAAGUGAUAUGGAAAUAAGGAUACAAAAUUACAACAUAAAUAAAAAGACAUAUGAAAUAGAUUGUAAUACAAGUACAAUAAAUCAAUUGCAAGAUAAUUUAAAAACAACUCAGGAUGCCCUAAAUGUAUUACAGAGCAAAUAUGAAACACUUCAAACUCAAUAUACUGAGAGUGUUGCUAAAAUUCAAGAAUUGUCUGACGUUAAAGCAGCAGGAUGUCAUCAUGACAACAUCAGCAUAUCUAAACUAAAUGCUGAUAUGACGAGUGACAAAGUGGCUGCACAAAGAGCUACUGAACAAAACAAGAAAUUAAAGCAAGACAUGCAGGACUUGGAGGAUGCUUUUGUGAAAAUGAGUAAAGACAAACUGGAAUUAACAGAAAAGGUAACAGCUGAAAAAUAUUUAAACCGGGAACUUACAAUUAAAUUAUCUGAAGUGGAAGAAAAGGCAAAAGACAUGCAAAUUAAAUUGAAGGCCAAGGAUGAAGAAAUGAUAAGAUUACAAGCAAAUUAUAGAACUAUCGAAAAACAGUGUGAAAAAUUGACUAAUUUGGAAAGCAAUGAUAUUAGUACAGUUUCAGAUGUUGAACCUAAUUCGGAAAUAAACAAUGACGUCGUAGAAGAGUCUGUCGAAACUUCGGAAUUAGAACGCAAACCUUUAACUGAUGAUUUCAAAGAGAAUAAGCGCAAUAUUCUCCAGAGAGCAGAUGCAAUGUCAAAGCUUCAGGAACGUUUCUUAAAAAUAAUGGGUGAAGUUGCUGAUUUAUCAGAUGAGAAGCACAGACUGGAACAUAUCAUUUUACAACUUCAGAAUGAAACAGAUACAAUUUGUGAAUAUGUGGCACUAUACCAACAGCAACGGAGUUUGCUCAAAAGACGAGAUGAAGAAAGAAGUGCUCAGUUAAAGAUUUUCCAAGAAGAAUGUGGAAAACUUAAGAAUCAAUUGGAAGAACUGAGUGGACUUUUGUCUCGGUUUGCAGUAGAUAAAGAAUUAUCAUUUUAUUUUGAAAAUGAGUCAAAGCGAAUCGAUAUGGAAAAUGUUAUGUCAUUAUUAGACAGUCUUAAAAAUAAUUCAUUAAUAGAUAUCAAUAAGAAAAAUAUAGAAUUCAAAAAUUUUUAUCCCUGUAACUGUUGCUCUGGUAAGCUUAUUGAUGUGUAGAAUACUCUCUUAUCUGCAUUAACAGUUGCAAUAUUAUGUAUUUAUGACCUAGAUUUACCUAAGCUAUUAUACAAUAUAUUUAAAUCACUGCACGCGCAACUAUGACAGACUUACAUAAUAAAUAACAUCGAAUGUCUAA